Molecule: messenger RNA, 225 nt
Organism: Cladocopium goreaui
Lineage: Eukaryota; Dinophyceae; Suessiales; Symbiodiniaceae
Source: the annotation of a GenBank genome assembly
AUGGGAGACGAGGACACACCCGCACCGGAGGCUUUGGGAGAGCAGGUGAUGCCGGAUUUGGAAAAGUUCAUGGAAACGAUGAACACCAAGAUGAGUUCGGCCUAUGACAUGGUUGAGGUACUGGAAGACCCGUCCAACCCACCUCCCAUGGAACGCUACAAUGUGAAACUCAUCCAAACUAUCAUCUUCUUGGUGAUGCAUAUUUUCGUUUACAUGUCAAUAUAA